Archocentrus centrarchus (flier cichlid) is the source of this 5457-nucleotide messenger RNA. It is a transcript of the gene ncam2a, whose product is annotated as neural cell adhesion molecule 2. NCBI's taxonomy places the organism in Eukaryota, Metazoa, Chordata, Actinopteri, Cichliformes, Cichlidae. Gene Ontology annotation, biological process: cell adhesion. Bases 1 to 2487 code for a protein of 828 amino acids. The transcript is spliced from 17 exons. Gene Ontology annotation, cellular component: membrane. Gene Ontology annotation, molecular function: protein binding. The record is from RefSeq and is a predicted model, not a curated record.
AUGAACGGAGCUGAGCGUGUGUGUCGCCCUUGUCGUUUUUUUACAGCAGCUCAAAGCAGCGUCCGGCAGCCCGAAACCUGCCCGAAAAUGAUCUUCAAACUCAUCCAUCUCCUCGGAGUGCUCGUCUGCGGCAGUCAAGCCGCCCUGCAGGUGUCUAUAUCCUUGAACAAAGUGGAGUUAAGUGUUGGAGAGUCCAAGUUCUUCAUCUGCACAGCUAUCGGCGAGCCAGUAAAGCUGGAGUGGUACAACCCCCAGGGCGAGCGCAUCAUGGCCUCUAGGCGAAUGGCGCUCCACACAGAAGGGUCCCGCUCCAAACUCAUUAUUUAUAACGCCAUCAUCGAAGAUGCGGGUAUCUACCGCUGCCAGGCCAGCGACGCCAGCGGUCACACCGAGGAGGCCUCAGUUGUGCUGGAGAUCUACCAGAGGUUGACAUUCCGGGAUGUUCAGUCACCGCAGGAGUUCCGCAGUGGUGAGACGGCAGAAGUGGUGUGUGACGUCAUAAGCUCUCCGGUGCCCGUGGUGGUGUGGUACUACCAGGACAGAGAGAUUACCGAGGAGCACCACAGCAGGUUCCAGGUGUUGCCAAACAACAACCUGCAGAUCCAUCAGGUGACCAAGGCUAACGAGGGCGUGUACCGCUGUGAAGCCAGCGUAGAGGCCCGCGGGGAGAUCGAUUUUGUGGACAUUGCGGUGGUGGUCAAUGUCCCUCCGGUGUUGUCAGUGUUCCAGCAGUCCUUCAAUGCCACAGCUGACUACCAGGAAUCUGUCACCUUUACUUGCACUACUACCGGAUCUCCGGACCCCGUGGUCACGUGGCACAGGAAAGGGCAGCAGCUGGAGCCAUCGGAGCAGUACAUUUUCAACAGGCUGGACGGUGGGCAUAGCAUGUUAACCAUCCGCAACAUCCGGCAGGGUGACGGAGGCACCUACUCCUGCAGGGCCACCAACAAGGCAGGAUCUCAAGAAAGAGAGCUCUUCCUUAAAGUGUUUGUCCAGCCCCAUAUCACCCAGCUGAAAAACGUGACAGCCGUAGAGGGCAGCGCUGCCAUGAUCUCCUGUGUGGCUGAGGGCGAGCCUCUGCCUGACAUUUCCUGGAGAAGAGCCAGCGACGGUCAGACCUUCGUGGAUGGAGACAAGAGCCAGGACGGGAGGUUUGAAGUCCGCGGCCGUCACGGCAAGUCUGUGCUGACCAUCAGCGGCGUGAGGCUCUCCGACUUGGGUCGAUUCGACUGCGAAGCGCUCAGCAGGAUCGGAGGUCAUCAGAAGAGCAUGUUUCUGGACAUCGAAUAUAUACCAAAGUUCCUGACCAACCACACCAUUUAUUAUUCAUGGGAGGGGAAUCCAGUGAACAUAAGCUGUGAUGUGAUGUCCAACCCACCUGCCACCAUGUUGUGGAGGAGAGAGCGCUUCACUAUCUCAACAGAGGGUACUGCCAACAUGCGAGUGCACAAUGCGGAGGGCAAGUCUGUACUGGAGGUGACUCCUAUGUCCGACAGAGACUUUGGCCGUUACAACUGCACAGCCAGGAACAACAUUGGAGUUCGAUACCAGGAGUUCAUUUUGGCCCAGGCAGAUGUGCCAUCAAAUCCAUACUCAGUUCGUCUGUCAGCUGUCUCCCAGCGCUUAGCAACCGUAACAUUUAUGAAGCCAGACUCUCAUGGAGGUGUUCCCAUCAGCUACUACCUGGUCCAGUACAAGGAGGUGGGCUCACAGGACUGGAGGGAUGUUAAGUCACACAGUGUCCAGACCACGGUGGUGCUGACAGGACUGGAGCCCAACACGACGUACGAGGUUCGAGUGGCGGCUGUCAACGGAAAGGGCCAGGGCGAGUUCAGCCACACAGAGUCCUUCCAGACUUUACCCAUCCGAGAGCCGAGUCCGCCGGCAGUCCACGGCCAGAGGGGAGUAGGCAAGGCCUACAGGCUGGGGCUGGUCAAGCAGGAUGAUGGAGGAAUGCCCAUUGUGGAGUAUAUAGUCAAGUAUAAAACUGAUAAAGAGGAACAGUGGAUGACCAAGCUUGUUCCUGGGGCGAAUGACUUUGCCAUGCUGCAGCCGCUUCAGUGGAACACGAGAUAUGAAGUGGAAAUCACAGCACGCAACGUAAAGGGUCUGUCGGAGCCCACCUUCUAUCAGUUCUUCAUGCCACAGAAACCCGACAUUACAGCAGAAUCCCUGUUCAGCGGCCUGGGGCUGGGGGCGGUGGUGGGUCUCGGCCUGGGAGCGCUGCUGCUGCUCCUCGUGCUGGUGGACGUCAGCUGCUUCUUCCUGCGUCACUGCGGCCUGCUCAUGUGCAUCACGCGCACGCUGUGCAGCAAGAAAACAGCCACCAGCGGCAAGGGCAAAGAAAUCGAGGAGGGGAAGGCUGCCUACCUGAAGCUACCGCUGAAGGAAGAAAACGGAAGAGAGGUUCUCAAGCCGGAUACGAUUGAAAUCAAAGUGCACAGCGACAACAGCAUCCACAUAAAGCCCGACGACAGCAAAGCGUAAAAGGGUCGGUCCUCCCGCCACCAAAAGAACAUUCGGAUCACAAGACCAAAACCCAGAGAAACUACAACACUGGAAAAUAGUGGAGUAAAAUACCAUAUCUGUUUAUAGCAAUGCCCCAGUGAAAGGCAUGUGUAAAUACAAAUAAUAGAGAGAAAAUAGAAAGGAAGAAAGUGUCAACCUUUUAGACACCCUGAGUGAUUAAUGUAUCAUGUUCUUAAAAACAUGGCAUCAGUGGAAAGCUCUUGUUGAUCAAUGAUUGUAUAUUAUUUUCUGCUUUUAUUUCUCACGCUACAUAAGUAUUAUUUCUUGGAUUAUGCUUUUUGUUUUGUUUAUUUGUCUGUUUUACACUCCACAUGAGAUUUUUUUUUCUUUUUAAAAGCAAAUGCAUGGGCGGACCCUCACUGCAGGACAUCACAGUGAUUUAAGCCUGUUUCCAUGCCUGAGUGCUACUCUACGACAUCCUUUUCAUGCCUGCGUUAGCCGAGCUAGGUGCCCAGCUAAUCAGAGGCAGACGCCGAGUCAUUGCGCUUCAAGUUAGCAGGCUUUACUAGCACGCGCUAAACAGGUUUUUUUUAUAAGAUCUGAAGCUUUAUCGUUUAAAGAAAACAUUAUUAAAGGCUCUUCUGUGAUGCAUUUGUUUCUAGCUGAAACUGUAUUAAUUUUUCCUGAAGAUUUGGACUUAAUAUUUGAUUUAUUUUGUUUUCCGAGGGGUUUUUCUGACUCUAUAUAAGUAAUCAGCAGUAUACAAAAAUCACAAGAAGGAAGAAUGUGUCGCAGCAUAUGACGUAUACAGUACAAUACCACACAUGUGCAUUGAUGUCACUGUUAGCAAAGCCUUUUAAAUUGAUACUGAAUAUUGUUGACACCGUUCAGGUGUCUAACUCAUAAGAAUGUUUUAUUCAUCAGCUGCAUACGCCGUAAUGUGUCGUAUAUUGUUGCCAGAGGUUAGCCACACUGCAGGCCGAGUUAUGCUUUGGUGUAUAACGAGCAAUGAAAAAAAUGAUGUUGAUGUGCUGAAAGGCGUCCCCAUGAAUGCCCAGACCAGUAAUCUUUGCUAUCUGUAAAAGCAGAAGAAGUAUUGAGUGGUACCACUCGAGGCAUGGGAACAAACGAGGAAAGGUGCGCUCGAGAGAAAUAACAUGUACGCCAUGUCUGUUUUAAAUGAUAAACUUUGCUUUCUUUGAUCAUUCUUGCCUCAGAUCUGCCUCUGAUGCAGUUUUUUUUUUUUUUUAUUAUUAUUUUCUUGGUCUGGUCACAGUUCUCUCUGAUGUUGUCACGUGUUGUACAUAGGUGAAAAAAAAAAAAAAGAGUAUUUUACAAAGCUUUUAUGUAAAUAUACCCUAAAGGAUGUGUCUUUUUUCCAAAUGCAAAAGGCUUGGCUUUUUUUGUGAACACUCCUUGGAUGAAAAGCUGUUGGGGUUUUUUUUUUUUUUUUUCUUCCUUUUUUUCCCUUCCGUUGUGUUUUGGUCCAAAGUUCAGUGAUGGUGUAAUAUUGCUUUUCCUAGUCAUUUGCUUUCCCUUAAGAAAACCCAUGCCCUAAGGCUAUUUCACGGCAUUUCAAUGGAGGCAGUAAUUACGGCAUUAAUGUGCCUUCUCUCUCUAUUUUUUUUUUUUUUUUUAAUAACCUCCCCUGUUGUGGCCCAGAGCCGCUGCAGCGGUGUAGACCAUCAAAUGAACUUUUGAUCAAAGCUUAGCUGCUUUGAGCCACAGAAUGUGUCAGAAGAUUGAAUUGUAUUGUGAUGCUGUGGUUUCUGGGAAACGUAGUCAUAGGAUUGUGGGUUCUAGUCAUCGACACUGGACGGGAACAGACAUGUGUAACUACCUAGUACAACUAGAUGUCAGGUCGCAGCUGUUGAGUGGGAGGUAAAGAAAUCUGGUUAAGUGGCAUGUAAGGAAUCAUCACAUCAGUGCGUGUGGGCGUGUGCGUGUGUGUGUCUGUGCAUACAUGCAUGGGUGCGUGAAUACACUUGUCUACAUGAAUCAGGUUGCAUGUAUGUCUGUUGAAUGUAUCUGCACGUACUGUAAGUUAAUCUGUUUGUAUGUUUGCGAUGAUGUGCGCCCAUUUUUUUUUCUUUCUUUCAAAAUAAGAGUCUCUAAAACUCCAAACCCUAUCCUACACUAAAAAGUUAAGUGCCAUUCUGGCAUUUAUUUUAUUAUAAUUUAUUUGUUAAUUUUGUUACCUAUUUAUAAUAAAAUGUGAGUACACUCUCCAUCUCCAUGAUGCAUCGUGUGGCAAGUGAAGGUGAUGAUGACCACAUGCCAAGUAUGAACGUCAGAGUCCUCUGAGUGCACGGGCGUUUCUCUUUUGAGCGUGGUGUGAGUUGGCGAGAGCUCUCACGCUGAGUUUCGGGGUGCGCUCUAAUAGUUAAAACCUGAUUAUGUAGCUCUCGACAGUGAUUAAUUCCCUAGGCUGCAGCACUCCUUGCAUGUGUCUGCCAGCCCCUCCUGUGCCCUCCCCCCUGCCCCUCCACCACCAUUCCCUGCCUCUCAGACUCCACUGGUUUUUAUCUCAGACUAACGUAGUGCUGGCUUUGUUUUCUCACAGUGAGCCCUUGUACCUGCAUAUCUCUAAAGGAUGGUCCUGCCAUGGAGUGGUUCCGCUGCCUGUUACGAUCACUGUAAAUAUGGGAGCACAGUGCCUGGAGGCUAUACGAUUUGUACAUGUUCUUUUGUAUUUGAAUAUGAGUCUAACCCCCACCCCCACCCCAAGCCUUCUUCUCCACCCCUCCCUCGUCCUGCUUUCCCUCUCUGUCUCCUCCAUUAUACCUCAGUCCUUUUUCUGUAGGGGGUAAAAACAGGUGUGUUUCAGCUCAGUGUACAGUAUGUGUCCUCUUUGUCCCCAUGCUCCCUGUGUCCCUUGGACUGUCCCCGCUGAGUGUGCUUUGUGCAGGAGGUGGGAACUAUUGAUGUCUCUCUGUACGUACCUGUGGAACACUUGUGACUCCUAUCAUUGGCCGCUGUAAAUAAACA